This is a messenger RNA of Durio zibethinus, 2742 nucleotides long. The record is from RefSeq and is a predicted model, not a curated record. NCBI's taxonomy places the organism in Eukaryota, Viridiplantae, Streptophyta, Magnoliopsida, Malvales, Malvaceae.
AAUUUUCAGGGAUUUUGUUUAAGUUUGUGAAUUUGAGUUUCUAUGAUCUUACCAACUAUAAUCACAACUCCUGAUCGAUUGUUUUCAUUGGUUAAAAAGAAAAAGAGUGGGAGCAAGACGAGUUAUCCAGUUCAUGUGUGGAAGGACAACCCCAGACUCUAUUUGUCCAAGUCGCUACCUUCACUUAUUCUAAACCAAAUCAAACGGAUUUGGAAAACUCCAAAGCCCACCAAUCUCACUUUCUUUUUCCUUCUUUUUUUUCCAAUCACCUCGCUUUAACUGCUUUUCUCAAACCGCGUUUCCCAAGGUCUUUUCCGUCAUAAUCACUGUCACUUUCACUCUCCCUCCCAACUUCUUUUCUCAUUUUCCCCUUCACCUCUAUAAAAACCCUGAAAACUAUUUUAAUUAUAUUCAAAAAGAGAAAAGCCCGGCCGAGAAUAUUGUCUCUCAUUUGCUAAUGUUGAAGCAGGGAUGAUAGAAGAAGACAAGAAAAGGGAUUAGUGUUUUUGAGCAUGGCUGACAACGGUGAAGAAAAGCUGUUAGCGGUGGCAAGGCACAUAGCCAAGACGCUGGGCCAAAACGACACCAUGGCGGACGAUAUUUUGCAGAUCUUUUCAAACUUCGACCGCAGAUUUUCUCGCGAGAAGUUGUCUGAGAAAAUUGUCCACGAGGACCCCCAUGGAUGCGCCACGCUCGACCGAACCCUCAAAUCCUUGGACCGCCGUAUCUCCCGAUACGUGGCUGUUGAUCAUCCCAUCUGGGCUGACAAGGCUGAUUCUUCCGCCUUCCUUGACGCUAUUGACGAGUUGAUUGGAACGAUCAGAGACUGGAGCCCCAUGGCCGCUGAGAAAUCCAUUGGCGCGUAUCUUGUACGCGCGGACGACUUGAUGCAACAGGCUAUGUUCCGCGUAGAGGAUGAGUUUAGGUGUCUGAUCGAGCGAGGUGCUGAGUCAUUUGAACUGAGUCGAAACAACAACGAGUCAACAGGGAACUUAUCAUUCGAUUCAGAGGACGAAAUUGAAGAAAACGAAGAAGGAAUUCUUUACAACGGUGCGGAUCUUGAUCACCAGAUCCCCAUUGCUCAACCGAUAACGGACUACGACAUCGUAAUCGACGCGCUUCCAUCGGGGACUAUAAACGACAUUCACGAGAUCGCCAAGCGCAUGGUAGCCGCAGGGUUCGGAAAAGAAUGUUCUCACGUUUACAGCACGUGCCGAAGAGAGUUUCUCGAAGAGAGCAUCUCGAGGCUAGGUUUACAAAAGCUGAGCAUCGACGAAGUCCAAAAAAUGCCAUGGCAAGAGCUAGAAGACGAGAUUGAACGCUGGAUCAAAGCCGCAAACGUCGCGCUUCGCAUCCUCUUCCCUAGCGAACGCUGGUUAUGCGAUCGCGUCUUUUUUGGAUUCUCCUCCGCUGCUGAUCUUUCCUUCAUGGAAGUCUGCCGUGGCUCCACCAUUCAGUUACUUAAUUUUGCUGACGCAAUUGCUAUUGGAAGCCGAUCACCGGAGAGACUUUUCAAAGUUCUCGAUGUGUUCGAGACUUUGCGGGACUUGAUGCCUGAAUUUGAUUCUGUUUUUUCGAAUCAGUACUGUUUGGUUCUUAGAAACGAAGCGGUUACCAUUUGGAAGAGGUUAGGAGAAGCAAUUAGAGGGAUAUUCAUGGAAUUAGAGAAUUUGAUUCGGCGGGACCCAGCCAAGGCAGCUGUUCCUGGUGGCGGACUUCAUCCAAUUACACGUUAUGUAAUGAAUUAUCUCCGUGCCGCAUGUCGUUCGCGACAGACGUUAGAACAAGUUUUCGAUGAAAGUAAUGUGGUUGUUCCACCUAAUAAACUUGAUGAUAGAGGAUCAUCUUCGUCUUCAAUGUCGGUUCAAAUGGCGUGGAUUAUGGAGCUUUUGGAGAGUAAUUUGGAGGUAAAGUCGAAGAUUUAUAGGGACUCUGCUUUGUGCUCUGUUUUUAUGAUGAAUAAUGUAAGAUAUAUUGUACAAAAAGUGAAGGAUUGUGAGUUGGGGUCACUUUUGGGUGAUGAUUGGAUCCGAAAACACACUGCAAAAGUCCGGCAAUAUUGUACAAAUUAUCAAAGAAGUUCAUGGAAUAAGAUUCUGGGAACGUUAAAGCUUGACAAUUCCUCCUUGGCUUCGAAUGCGAUUGCCAAGUCUAUGAAGGAGAAGAUCAAGUCAUUCAAUUCACAGUUUGAGGAGGUACGUAAAACUCAGUCUACAUGGGUUGUAUUCGAUGAGCAGCUGAGAGAAGAGUUGAGGAUUUCAGUGUCUAGACUUUUGUUACCAGCCUAUAGAAAUUUCAUUGGGAGGUUACAAUGCAUUCCUGAAAUUGGGAGGAAUGCCGACAGGCUUAUUAGGUAUGGCCCAGAGGAUAUUGAGGCUAGGAUUAACGAGUUGUUUGAGGGAGGCAGUGGGUCAUCUGGUGGCAGGAAGUAAAAUAAGCUGCAGGUAGUUAAUGGUAGUCUAAAAUGAUUUGCAGUAAUACUGGGUGUUUGUAAUGUAUUUAGCACAGUUUUUCUUUUUCUAUUUGUGAAUCAACUCAGGGAUAGUUUGCCUGUGUGUUAAACAGAAUGGUAUUCUGGUCUCAAGUUGUAUUAUAAUCUUGCAGUGUUUUCUUCAUUCUGUAUAUAGCAAAUAUAGUCAUACAUGAGGUAUUAUCAUCUGAGGAAUUCUUGUUACAGGUAUUUUUCUGAACUGCUACUGCUUUGGAACAAAAUUAGAUCAAAUGAAGUCCAAGCUAUUUUUU